AUGAGCGCUUCUGGCCAAGGAAAUUUGCAGCUCCAACGCGUAAAUGGUCUCCCUGAGGCGUAUUCUGGCGUUACUACGGUGUGGCUACUAUCUACGCUAGGAGGAUCGCGUAAUAUCAACACGAUCGGGGUCAAGAAGAAGGACAUCAUAUCUGUUUCAAUUCCCAAAACUUGCGAGGCUCUUUUGCAGAACAAGUCAGAUUACACUUUGAGGUCAGCAUCCAACUUGUUGUAUGGCGUCACCGUCUGCUACGGGAGGAAAACCGACUACGUCUUGGCAGACGUCAACAGCGUUAAAUCGCAGUUGCAGAGACAGCUCUACGAAGCAACCAGAAAAGCAUCAGUGUUAUCACUGGCAAAGGUCAACCAUAGUACGAUCUUCGAUGGCGUGCACGAGUACCGAAACCUGCGAGAAUUUCAAGAAAUGCAGUCGGUCACGGCUAACGCGCACGAUCGAAGGCGUCGUACCAAUGCGAUCCUGACAGACGAUCCAGCUUUCGACAUCAACCAGACAAGAGAUAUGUCGUUCCUGUUCGGCAAUAAACGCCCGCAAAAUCAGUCCGCAAGCUUGAUUCACCAGCGCGACAUCUUGGACGAGCUUCAAAAUGGCUACAGCUACGAAACAGGCCCCGAUGCUGGCCCUCACGACCCAGGUUACAAUCAAAACCGAAACUUUAUGAAGCACCCGGAUUUCUCGUCCCUGGACGCAGACCUGCAUUUGGAUUUCGACGACGUGCUCAGUGAGGUAGAGAUGGGCUCUACAAAGGCCAGGAGCGUAGGUAGCCACGACUUGUCCGACCGUGACGAUUUCGACCUGCUGUUUGGUGACGACAAAGUGGGGGAAACGAACCACACAGACUUGCCAGAUCUGGAUUUACAGAUCUCAGACCAGGAGCAAGAUCAAGAUCAAGAAUCGGAAAGAAGACCGCGUUCAAACAACGGCAACACAGACUGGCAAAAAAUAGCCACAGCAAAUCCAAGCAAGAGGCGGAAAGUUGGGCCCGGAUCUGAGAAUCUGCUCAAACUUAAAAUUGACGAUACGAUCGGCCUGGGCAAUGACAUUCUUCGGGAAAACAGCGGUAGAUACUGCGAGCUCAUGGAUUCUAAAACAAAGGCGACCAAGCAUCAACCCAGCACUCACAUUGAUCAAAAUAGAUGGAGAAGCGUGCUAUUCACAGACGAGGGCCCCGCUUUUCUUCGUCUUUGCUUUGAACAGCUACUUCUGACCGCAGAUAAUGACGAGUCUUUCUUAGAAGAUGGUACUUCCAGUCUAAGCGCUGUUGAGCGAGGUCGUCAACGAGUACGUUCAUUACCGCCAUCAAGAUCUAGCAGUAGCGUUGCAAGCGCGGAAAGGGGAAGGCGAAUGGGUCCAGCAGACCUUCAAAGGGUAGGUGACGACAAUAAUACCAAUUCUUUUGUCCUUCCGGACCUUCAUGAGAUUGACGAAAAUGCUGAGCCCGAGGAUUAUGAUAAUGGAUAUGACGGGAUGGGAGAGGAUUUCAUGAGAAUUGACUUACAGCUUCCUCCCUCUAGCUUUGGAAGGAGCUCCAGUAGAACAGAACCCGGCUCGAGAGAUCAAAUUGAAGAGCUGAGGCGAAUGCACAGUGAGAGGCGCACGCAUAGAAAUAACACGCUGGGUAGCGUCGAGGACGUUGAUGAAAGCUCAGCGGAUGUCGAAUCAGCCGGCUCUGCAGCCAGAGAACAUACCCAAAACCAGAUUUUGGACAACCAGACCCGCAGAUUCUACGACUACAUCUUUGAACGUGCGUCCUUCGUGGGAAAAACGACUAGAUCAAACCCACCUUUUAUCAAAAAGCUUUUGUUUGAGGACAUCAUUCCAAGUAAGGCGAGCGUUGAACUUUCAUCGGUCGAGGCAGGAGAAGGCGUUAACCCUGUCACCAAGAAGAUGGCGGCUAAUGCUUUUCUUUCCGUCCUCCAGCUAGCAUCGAGGACGUACGUUGACAUAAAUACCCUCGAACCUGUAUCAGGGUUCAACAGCAUGAAUGGCACGGAUAUUGUCAUCAGCGUUUAG
This is a messenger RNA of Lachancea meyersii CBS 8951, 2031 nucleotides long. Lineage: Eukaryota; Fungi; Ascomycota; Saccharomycetes; Saccharomycetales; Saccharomycetaceae. The record is from the annotation of a GenBank genome assembly.